AUGAGCAUUGAAAUUGCCGACAUACACAGUCUUGGUGUCAGCGCUGACUUCAACGAAUCAGUCAACUCUGGCAGCCCAGUGUCUAUCACUAUCCCCGAAGGUCAGAGUGGAGCACUCGGGUUCACAGCGACAUUGUCGUGCAGCACUGGAAUGGGCCAUUGCGAUAGUGGUGAGAUGAAGGGCGAAGUUUGCUGGCCUACGAUGAAUGGAGACGAUGUGGCGGGAACGUACAGCGUUAUUGUUGAAUCUUAG
Alternaria burnsii is the source of this 252-nucleotide messenger RNA. RefSeq lists its product as uncharacterized. Lineage: Eukaryota; Fungi; Ascomycota; Dothideomycetes; Pleosporales; Pleosporaceae. Bases 1 to 252 code for a protein of 83 amino acids. The record is from RefSeq and is a predicted model, not a curated record. The transcript is spliced from 2 exons.